Messenger RNA from Anopheles aquasalis, 2775 nucleotides. RefSeq names its product differentially expressed in FDCP 8 homolog. NCBI's taxonomy places the organism in Eukaryota, Metazoa, Arthropoda, Insecta, Diptera, Culicidae. The record is from RefSeq and is a predicted model, not a curated record.
UUAUCGCCAAUACUGCUCACUGGAAUAGAUUUAUAUGCUUCGAUAGUUUAUGUUUCAUGAAUGGUCUCAAUUUAAAUCCUUGAUUAAAGAGAGAAGAGAGGAUCUUUUUGAUCUUGUUAUCUUGUUCGAUGAAAAUUCCAUAAAUGUACAACAACAGUCCUUGUUGUACAGGAGUGAGACCAAAAACGAAAAACUCGUUGUACUCUAGAGUUCUAUUCAAAAUUUACCUUCGUUUUCAUUCAUGAAAAUCGAUUUAUGUUUGAUUUUGGUAUGUAUACUUAAUUUUAAAUUUAAAAAGUUCAAGAGUUUGUAUCUUAAUAGACUCAAUCAAUAUUCAAUUGAUAAAUAAUCUAAAUUUUAGUUCCUCCAAAUCGGUGGCCGCUGUGGCGGUUUGCGCUAAAAAUGGUGCCAGUUGAAUCUCGCAUCGCAUUGCCCCCCAAUGCGCAUGCUACUGGAAGCUGCUCGAAAUGAUAUCCUUGGAGCGAGCAAACAAACUACGAAGCAGGACAAUGGAAGCGUCCCGAUAUACUUAAACACAAGAGGAACAGGGAGAGCCGCAGGGGCCAAACUCCAAACAAAAACAUAAUCUUUGUUGAAUCAUACAACGCGGAGUCCAGCUAGCCAGUCCGAGUGUUUUGUAGGGUUCAUCGUUUUGAGAUUACGCCGAGCAAGGAGAUGAGGAGUUUCUUCCCGGUUAGCUAAUCAGUGCCGUGGUAAUAGGCGUCAUGAACGAAAGAGUGGAAAUAAAUAAUAAAAACCACAUUCCGUAACUGAUAAGAAGAGAGGAGAGAUUGGAUUCACGCACAUCGCCAGUCACCAUCCGACUCAUCCGAGCAGUGUGAGCCCAUCAUACUCCAACGUAGCAUCAAGUAGUGUUUCUUUGUUCUGUGACCGAGUGGACUGUCUCCGAAAUGCAGAGCACCGUGCAGAAUCUGCGCGAAGGAUUGUGGAACCUACCGAGUACGGUGAACAGUUUGCUGCUUGCGGCAUCGGCAUCACAACCGCUACCCUCCGACACGCCCGAUGUCGUCCCAAAACCGGUGUCCGAUCGAGAUGGUAACAAUAACGACGGCAAGGACGACGGCGAGGAUGAUGAGGACCGCGAAGGAGAUGAUGUCUGCGGACGAGAUGAUGAUGAGGAGAGUGCCCCGGAAGAUGAUUUACCACCAGUAGUUGGACAUCAGGCCGCCGAAAGGGCACGUGCCAAGAUGGUUGAGGAUGAGUGCAGCAGUGAGCUAAUGACCAGUUCCGUACUGAGUUCGUCGCAUCAUACAAGCUCCAACGAAAAUGCGGAACCGGAUGACGAUGAUCUCGAAGCUGGCUCGAUACCGGCGGAGGAUAGUGUGGUCGGUUCCGGCGAGAUGAUGCCAUACACUCUGGUCCGUGAGCAGUGGCAAGCGAUGCUGCUGGGUCAGGAGGUCGGUCUGGGCGAGAUCAGUCAAGCGAUAGAGACCUGUAAGGCCCUCAUUCAUACCACCGAUUCCCUGGAUGAGAACGAGCGUAAGUGGUUGGUGCGUUAUCUGAUCGAGCUACGCUACCGACGCCGAGAGCUGCUAGACUUCGACCGAGAUCCGGAGGCAGUACUCGAGGAAACUAAGAUCAUCCUGGGGCACCAUUUCGUGCGUCGACGCAAGCAUCCACAACGCAAGCAGCGGCACCUUUACUGUGAUCAUUGUUCCGGUGUAAUCUGGAAUGUCGUACAGCCCUCGUACGUUUGUAGCGAUUGCUCCUUUGCCGUUCACGGCAAGUGUGUGGAAAAGGUUGUUCGCAUCUGUGCGCACGUUGUGACAACCGAGCAUAGUGGCCCGAUCGAAUGUAUCUGUCCCGAGAUCGGUCUAGCCUUCCAACGUUACACCUGCGCCGAGUGCGCCGUUCAGCUUAGCUACCAUGUCUCAACACCGGUUGGAUGUUUCGGCCUGGAAUUUAAAGCAGAGAAGCUGAAUGCGAUCGAACCACGACUUUGUGACUACACCGGACUCUACUACUGCCCGUCGUGCCACUGGAACGAUAUGAGCAUCAUCCCGGCCCGUAUCAUGAACAAUUGGGAUUUUGUGCCGCGUAAGGUGUGCCGAGCGUCAAGGCAGCAGAUUGCUCUACUACGCACCCGGCCUGUUAUACGGCUGGAAGACAAAAACCCACGGCUCUUCACCUUCAUUCCGGCACUGGCAGAAGUGAAACGGAUGCGCACUCAGUUCGGUGCCAUGAAGAAGUACCUCACGGUAUGCCGGUUGGCCGAGGAGGAGAGGCUAGUAGCACGGCAGCUCGGCGAACGCCGUCAUUUGAUGCAAUCGACGGAUCUGUACAGUGUGGCCGAUCUAGUGGGCAUCGAGAAUGGAUCGUUGCUUGGAUACCUGCGCACAGUGUACGCCGCUUUCGAGCAGCACAUUCGAAAGUGUUUGAUAUGUUCCGGUAAGGCGUUCAUCUGCGAGCUGUGCAACAACGAUGCCGUACUGUUUCCCUUCGAUGCCUGUGCCAUAAGCUGCGCCCGCUGUAACACCGUGAGCCAUCGCGAUUGCUUCUUGCGCAAGGGCAAACGGUGCGCCAAGUGUGCCAGGUUGCGUAAGCGGGCUCUUCAGACGCUACAGGAACAGCUGGAUAUCGAGAAUGGAAACUAGAAAAGACAAGAACAAACGCACGUUUACUCAAUUGCUCCACGAAGCUUCCGUGUGCGCCCGCCCGCCUACCGUUGUAUCGCUGUGCUUCGCAAUGCGCUUAUCAUCCAUAUCACACGUGCUUUAUCGUACAGACGACGAACACAAUAAAGCCUACCCUUGU